Phymastichus coffea is the source of this 2171-nucleotide messenger RNA. RefSeq lists its product as uncharacterized. The record is from RefSeq and is a predicted model, not a curated record. The transcript is spliced from 5 exons. Bases 103 to 951 code for a protein of 282 amino acids. NCBI's taxonomy places the organism in Eukaryota, Metazoa, Arthropoda, Insecta, Hymenoptera, Eulophidae.
CGCUAGUUGAGCUCAGCUGUACUAAUAUGUGAUAUUGAAUUGUUUAGUUAGCUGUAUUAUUGAAAAAAUGUGCGCUGUGACAUAGUUCUAAAUUAUAUUUUUAUGAUGGCAAUACAGAUAACAAUAUCUAAGAGUACUUGCCUUUUGUUAGGAGCCGGUUUAGGAGUCAUGAUGGCUUUUAUUCUACCUCCGUCGUGCAAUGCAUGCAAAAAAAAACAAAAAAACAAUAAGAAUGAAUGUAUGCAUGCAGCUACAAAUACUGAUAAGAAAGAUGACGAAAAGCCAAGCAAGUUAUAUGGUGAUAAAACUAUGAGCGACAUUUUAGAAAAAGCUAAAUUGAGUAUUCGUAAAGUAUGGAAUGAAGGGUGGAACAUCAAGCUUUUGAAUACCAAAACGACAACUACUCUCAGUUCAGAUAUUUUUGUUGACGCUCAAUCUAGCUUUCCAAUAACGAAUAGUCAUUCUAAAGGCAUUUUCAACCCGAUCUUUGAUUCAGAUGAUACUGAAAGCUUGAGUACCAUAUACACACCUGUUGGUAAACUCAGCGUUUCGCAACGUUCUUCAUUGAGGGACACAGUUAAGAAAGGAUUCAAAGAUAUAGCUAAAGGGUAUAAAAGAUCACAUACCUCAAAAAAUGAUAGCAUCUGUAAAAGUUAUCCGAAGCAUGCGUCAACACUUAUUGAAGUUGAAAAUAAGUCUAAGGUACAAGGUGUUUUAGAAAAUGAAAAUACUCAAAUGAGCAAUGAAUUUCAUACUAAUGAAACUAAUAAUGAAAGUCAUAGCGAUCGGAAAUUAGUGUUAAAUUUCAAAACAUCCUUUAGCCCUAUAAUCAGGAUAUUUCAAGCUAUAAAGAGUACGACACGUAAGCGUACGAUAAAACGUGCUAAAGACGGAAGCGAUAAGAAGAAUAAUGAAAUUCUUAAAGUGGUAGGAUCUGGCAUAACGAUGUAAUCUCGAUAAAAAUCGAAUUAUCUAUUUUGAUUUCUUUUAUAAUAAAUUCUCAAUUUUUGUUAAAUAUGUCGAAUUUUUAUGACAUUUAAAUUUCUAUAUAAAGAGGUUUUCCAUAAUUUGAGAAAUGAACUGACAAAUUUGUUUCUGAAAUUGUUUCUUACACUCUUUAUUCAGCAAAGUAUAAUGCAUUAAAUCAAAUAAAUAAAAAUUUGUUUGAUUGAAUGAUGACUAAAUAUUGUGAAAUGUUCGCGGUUUUGUCAGAUCGCAGACAGCGUUUGGCUAAAAAGUUAUAGAUAGGUAAUGCCAGAUUGGCUGAGGAACCUUUCUGUUUUCAUUUGCAAAUAUAAUGUAAUCCAGACUAUUGAAUUGUUACCUUUUAAACUCUUCAUUCUAUAAUUCUAUCUUGUACCCUGCUAAGUGCAAGAAUCAAUUUUUGUUGUAAUUUUGUAUUUGUAAUGUAAUUUUUGUUGUUGUAUAUGCCUACAAUGUUAUUUACAAUUGUUGUAAAAACGUAAUACAUUGUUAAUACUACCACAAUCACUGGCCUUUUAAUACUCAAAAUGUAACGCACGACUUUUUUACAGUGGCUUCAUAAGAGCAAAGUCUCAUCGGCAAUUAGGUGACAGUGAUAUCAAUCGCAGCGCAGCGGUACAUACAAGAAAGAUGAGGAACAAACAUAUACAACGCAGUUGCCACAUGUACAGUCUGGCAUCUCGACCCUGACAUAAUAAUUGCCAUAGGAUCUGGACAGAAGCAUUAGAAGAUACACCGCAGUAGUAAGGGGAGCAAUACGCAUUAGAUGUGCCGACUACAUACGUCCUUCCCGCUUCGAUAAUGGCAUUAAUAACACAUUAUUUUCAAAGCACAACGCGCGACGAUCAGCUGCUGCUGUUGCUGUCUGGUGCUAAAACCUUGCCGAUUCAUGCGCAAGUUAGAGCGGAUUUUCAUUUAGAAAACCAACUUUAUCCGUUCGCUAUUCAAGGAUUUCCUUACCAACGGUUCCUGAGAAAUAGCAUCGCUAGCAUUACUUUCUUUAAGUUACAUUACAAAUAGAGAAAAUUACUUCAUGAGAAACUAUUACCAUGCCGUGCAGGAUUCAAAGAUUCUAGUAAUAUGUGUAUUGAUGUACAGCAGACAUUCUGCUGUAUAGUUCACAUUUUGACACAUUCUAAACGAGAAAUAUUUUAAAAAUUAUACAUUUACUUAAGAAGUCAAUACUC